GCCGUCUCACCUGACCAUGAUUCCGUCUCUCCGUCAUCCCGACUCACGUGCACGACCAUCACCGCUCGCUCACCACACACAAUAACACCCACGACCAUCGCGACUCGCUCACACUCACACACACAAUAUCACCCACGACCAUCACCGCUCACUCACACACAAUAACACCCACGACCAUCACCGCUCGCUCACCACAUACAAUAACACCCAAACAUCUAAGGUUCAUCCGCGCGUGCGAGCGACGACUUCGCGGGUGAGUGUUUCUAUGUGUUCUCCGUGGACUUCGUAGCAUUCAGAACUUUGGAUAGACUGAAGAGAGGAAGAAAGGAAAGAAGAGAGGGAAAAGGACAAAGAAAAAAGAGAGGAGUGAGUGAGAGAGGGAGGAGGAGAUAUCCCAAUGCCUCUGACUUGGGUGCCAUCAUCUGACAGUGUGACAGAGUGACGAGUUCUUCGUGAUCCGGGAAUCUUCAACACAAGCCCGUGAUGUCACGACCCGCUCACCUGGCGCUGUGUGUCCUCCUGGUGGUCAGCUGGUGCAGUGGUCAAGAUCAUGUGCUCACAGUCCAGGACGCACGCGAGAUUCUUGACCAGCACAACGACUACAGGAGGGAGGAGGGGGCCGCGGAUAUGUACUUGUUGCACUGGAACACGAGCCUCCAGGAGCGCGCCAACACCUGGGCCCACAAGUGUAACUUCCGGCAUGAGCACAACAUCGACGUCGGGGAGAACCUGUUCUUUGACAACGACCACAAGGAGAAAGUGCUGAUGAGGGGCCUCAAGGCCUGGUUCGUGGAGAAGGAGCUGUGGUCGUUCGCCAUGCCCACCUGUGGCGACGCCUGUCACUACACACAGGUGCAGGUGUACCUUUGGUGGUUGACAGGUGCCCUGUUAUAG
Molecule: messenger RNA, 894 nt
Organism: Aplysia californica (California sea hare)
Lineage: Eukaryota; Metazoa; Mollusca; Gastropoda; Aplysiida; Aplysiidae
Product: cysteine-rich secretory protein 3-like
Source: RefSeq, a predicted model, not a curated record